UGCACCUAAAGCUGGUUUGCCAACCGCCAUAAAACGUCAAAGCAGAAGAAAAAGGCGUCACUGCGCUACAGUCUGCAGAAAGGGAAGGAAAUGGCAAAGUCGGUCGGGUAAUUCACAUGGGAACAAGAAAGAGCCAGACUGGUGAAAAGAGCCUCUUUACCAAAGAGCUGGAGAAUGCCCUUGAGAGAAAUGAGAGGGAAAAUCCCCAUGAUUCAGUGGUGCUUCAUCCAAAGAAGGCUGGACUUAUCCUCGACAGCUUGCCAGAGAAGAGUGUGAUUGGCACAAGUUCACUUCGCAGAGCAGCUCAGCUAAGGAAACGAUUCCCUCAACUGGAGUUUGAAAAUAUUGUAUCCUGCACUUUUCUUUCCUAUUGCGUCUGUGGAGGUUUAUACAUUAUUAAUGGCAGCAGCUGUAUCAAAAAAGAAAAAAAAAUGUAGGAAAUGGACUUGGUUCUAUCCAUCAGAUGUUGAUUCGAUGGAGACAGAUCUAAAUGCAAGAAUACCAACUGCUAUUCUGAAUAUGAAGGUCUCUGGUGACUACAGCAGUGUUUAUAGAUGUAUUUAUUGUAUAUUUAUAAUAGAUUCUGGACCCUGAAGAUUGCAUGUAUGCAGUUGGCCAGGAAAGUGUGCAAAAAUGCAAUUACAUUAGGUUUUCAUGCAUUAGAUUUAAAAUAGUAGUAAAUAUGUUCCAGUGUUUAUACUCCUCAUGCUUUGUACUUAUUAUUGUGUUGUUCAUGUGAGAAAAAAUGCAGCUGCUGCCUCAACUGUUAUUGCACGUUAUAAACCUUAAAGGAAACACCUGUGUAACAAUUCGUUAACAGUUACAGCCAUAAAAGUGCACUUAUUUUGGUAUAUGUUGCAUGCAGGGUUUCUGCAGGCUUUAUGAAGGUAAAUGUAAGACUUUUUGAGUCCUCUUUAAGACCAAGUAAAGAAAAUAUAAGGAAUACAUUGAAUGGAGCACAGAGUUUGUCAAUAUGGUCUCUAUAUGUAAAUGUCUUGUAUAAGCAAUGAUUCAAUGUUUGAAAACACAGCUUCCAUCUCCAUUAUGUUUUAAUUGAAAAAAAGAAAAAAAUCUUAAAGGGAUACUUCAACCCAAAAUAAAAAUGUUGUCAUUAAUCACUUACCCUCAUGUCACUCCAAACCCAUAAAAGCUUAGUUUGUCUUCAGAACUAUUUUAUUUUGGAUGAAACCUUGGGAGUCUUGUGACUGUACAGUGGUUCAACCGUAAAGUUAUGUUGCGACGAGAAUACUGUUUGUACCCGAAGAAAAACAAAAAUUAUGACUUUAUUCAACAAUUUGUCUCCUCUGUGUCAUUCCACAUAAGCUUAGAUUACACAGAAGAGCAUAAGCUGCCAGUGUAUUGAUGGCAGAUGGACUAUUCUGAUGAUGUCUUUCAUACUUUUCUGGACCUUGACAGUAUAUUUUACUUGGCGGUCUACUGGACAGUAAGAAGCCUCCUGGUUUUCAUCCAAAAUAUCUUAAAUUGUGUUCCAAAGACGAGCGAAGCAUUUACAGGUUUUGAAUGACAUAAUAACAAAAUUGUAAUUUUGGGGUGGAGUAACCCUUUAAGGCUGGAAUAACUGUGUGGAAGGGUGAAUUAAUAUGAACAUAGAACAUACUGCAUUUGUGAUCAGAUAUACAGGCUGUGAAACCACUGCUGUAUAAGCCUGCAGCAAAUGUUAAAUAAGCAGUAAUGUGUCUUAACAUCAGGGAGCACUGGCAAUGGAAGUCAGAGCACAAGAUAAAGACAUCCUUGAAAUGGUGUCUGUUCUGCAGUAUCAAGACAAUGCUGCGGUGCAUCUCAGAGAGAGCUUUUCUCAAGCAGCUGGUGGGUUUCCUUACAUGCACAUCAACUCAGCUUUCAUUGCAUGUGGUACAUAUCAGUUUGACCUUAUCUUGAGAGUAUUCUGGGCAGUCCAACACAGUUUUAUGGUUUUAAUACUGCUCUAAUACUCAGUUGCGACUCACGCAAAAGAUGGCAGAAAACGCAGGGUGGUGUGGUGCUACUUUUCAUCAGCUGAAAAAAGUAUAGCACGAUGCAAUAUUUGUGAUAAGAGAGUCACACAGUGCAACAAUACACGCAAUCUUUUUAAACACUUGCAAACAACACACCCUGAAACGUAUAAAGAGGCUGAACAAAAUCAAGAUGCAUAGUUUUCAGCUGCCCAGUCUUCCUCUGCCUGCCAAAAGACAUUACAGGAGAGUUUUCAUGGAGGCAAACCUUAUCCAGUUACAAAGAGCACAGUCAUUAACUUAUUAACUGUACUCCCUGUCUCUGUCAUAACCAUUAGGUGAAUACAAAUAAAUAUAAAGUGUGUAUGUUUGUGUGGGGUGUCCUGGUUUUCCUUACAUUAGGGACAAAACACACAAGUAAUACCAAUACAUUUUGACUUCCUGGGGACUUUUAGGUCUCCAAAAC
Carassius auratus (goldfish) is the source of this 2418-nucleotide messenger RNA. RefSeq names its product porphobilinogen deaminase-like. Gene Ontology annotation, biological process: heme biosynthetic process. Lineage: Eukaryota; Metazoa; Chordata; Actinopteri; Cypriniformes; Cyprinidae. Gene Ontology annotation, cellular component: cytoplasm. The transcript has 5 exons. Bases 117 to 437 code for a protein of 106 amino acids. Gene Ontology annotation, molecular function: hydroxymethylbilane synthase activity. The record is from RefSeq and is a predicted model, not a curated record.